Messenger RNA from Papilio polytes (common Mormon), 2046 nucleotides. RefSeq lists its product as uncharacterized. The record is from RefSeq and is a predicted model, not a curated record. NCBI's taxonomy places the organism in Eukaryota, Metazoa, Arthropoda, Insecta, Lepidoptera, Papilionidae. The transcript has 7 exons. Bases 708 to 1880 code for a protein of 390 amino acids.
GCCCGCUCUUAAAUAAAUAUAGUUCAGACUUGCUUGGUGGCAAUAGACUAAUCGCUUAGGGAUCGUAGAUCAAAUCUUGUGAUCUUGGGUUCGACUGCUAUUCUUAUAGUAAAAAGGGGAAACCGACACCUGAUUUCGUUAAAAUAAUGAAGUAACUAUCUGUAGCCACCUAUAGAAUGCCACUAUUGUGAACUAAAUCACAGCGACCAAUACAUAUACUAAAUAUCUCUCCUCAUCAUCCCUUAAUUAAAAUAGUGACCAGUCCUUGACCACCUAAUCUAUUAAACACAUUAUUUUACCAACCCGACGUGCAUUCUAAAAAAAGUGUAUUGUUAGCCUCAAUAAAAAACGUCGUGAUCUUUAACGUUUCCAACUGUUCCUAAUUCAUUCAGCAAAUAUCUAUAGUAAUUUAAAAAUUCGUUCAAGUAAACACACGUGUCAAGUUGAAACGUCACCUAGAAUUUAAGACCCCACUUCAGCGGAUACUCGCUAAAUGAGAAACGGUAACACCCCUAAUGGUUUGCUCAAACAAACAACCGUUAUUAACCACUUUAUAUAUAGAUAGCUAGCCAUGUCCACUCUCAUUUCUUCACUGAAAGUAUAGGGGAAUUCUAAAUCAAAUUAUAUUUGAAUAUGACCUAUUUAUUUAAAUAAAAAAUCUUGUAAGAAUCGAUCUUGCUUUGUUACUAUUUUAGUGAAAUAUCGUUAUGGAUCGUAAAUUUGUAUGGAUUAUUGUUGCUACGUGGCUUGUUGCUGUUGCCGCUUAUUCAAUUUAUGAUGAAGAUUUGGAUGAAGACUUUGAGGUGCAGGGAGAUAGAAAGGGAAAGAUCUUGUUUCCGUUCGUGAGUAUAGUUCGUUUCGCAAACACUGACUGUGCGAGUACAAACACAAUGAACGGCACUUGCUUGGCGCGGAGGGAGUGCAAUAACCUCAACGGAACUAUAACUGGGACUUGCGCAUCGAGAAGAGGAAGAUGCUGUAUUGUUUCGAGGACUUGUGGUAGUACGACAAACGUGAACAACACAUAUUUCACGAGCCCCGGAUACCCGGGUGCUUACGCCGGCGGACAGACGUGCACCCUUAUCGUCAAUCGAUGCAACUCAAACGUCUGCCAGCUCCGUAUCGACUUCUUAGAUAUGGUGCUCGCACAACCGAGUGGGGAUGGUGUCUGUGUGACUGACUCAGUGACUAUCACCGGUGGUAACACCAUAGUGCCAACCAUCUGCGGUGAUAACACCGGUCAAACCAUCUUCGUCGACUUCAACCAAGACGCUGCAAUUACUAUCACCAUCACAGCCACAUUGGCUACAACAUUUUCAAGGAGAUGGAACAUAAGACUCACUCAGCUUGGAUGCGAUUGUCCGGGCAUAGCACCUAACGGAUGUUUGCAGUAUUAUACAGGUCUAACGGGUACUAUUAACAGUUUUAAUUAUGGAACGACACCGAAUACAGCGCUCAGCGCAUCUCUUGUUACUGGAACCCGACAGAUCGCGAAUUUGAAUUACGGCAUUUGUAUCCGUAUGGAAGCUGGUUAUUGUGCGAUUCAAUAUUCUCAGGCGGCUAACGACAUUUAUUCAUUCACGGUAACCGGGGAUGUAGACGGCGCAGACAAUACCGUGCUAGGUACCACUGUAGGCGCUGUCAACGGUGCCGCUUGCACCACGGAUUUUGUAGUAAUAGCAAACCCAACGGUGGUAUCUACCGGAGUAUCAGCGGGUACAGAUCGAUUCUGCGGCCUUGGAUUUGUCCCGGUUCAGACUGGAGCAAAACCUUUUGUCUUAUACGUUGUGACGGACGCAAACGAAGGGGCGACGGCGACAACGCCCCCUGACGUUUCUAACAGAGGGUUCUCUCUCGCUUACACACAAGUUGCCUGCUAAAAUCACUCUAGAACUACAAUAUAAGCAAAGAUAUAGAAAAUUGUUAUUGCGAUAUUUCCAUCACAUAGCUAGAAAAAAGUGGUAUUUAAGUGUCUUAAGUUAGUAAUCAGGAAAAAUCUUUUUAUUGAUUCUCACUACUCUACUAUAGUUUCUCAUGAAAAUUGUA